Molecule: messenger RNA, 960 nt
Organism: Poecilia latipinna (sailfin molly)
Lineage: Eukaryota; Metazoa; Chordata; Actinopteri; Cyprinodontiformes; Poeciliidae
Product: cerebellin-1-like
Exons: 3
Coding region: 61-702 (213 amino acids)
Molecular function (GO): protein binding
Source: RefSeq, a predicted model, not a curated record
UUUACAAAAACACCAAACAGCAUCAAGUCAGAGAACUAGAGGCAGCAUUCGAGAACCAGGAUGAAUUUCACACUGUGGUUGUUACUGUGGUUCUGUGGUGUAACUUUGGGUCAGGAAGGUUUACCUCAAACAGACGUCCCUGCUGAAACUGGGUCAUGCUUUCCUGAUAUGUGUAAGUUUCUCAAAGAGUUUGGAGCCAUGAAAGAGAAACAAGAAACCAUGAAAGAGAAACAAGAAGCCAUGGAAACGAGCCUGAAGGAGACUGAAAACCACAUUCUAGAACUGAAGAAGAAAGAAGCAUCCAACAUAGCAUUUAGCGCUGCAGCUGGUGGCAGUGGACACAUUGGACCCCUCAGCACACAGACAUUAAUCUACAGAAGAGUAAUAACCAAUGUGGGCAAUGCCUACAAUCAGCACACAGGUAUCUUCGCUGCACCAGUUCCAGGCAUAUACUACUUCACCUUCUUUUAUCAUGCCGGAGGAUCACAAGUUGUGAGUCUAGCCCUGAUGAAGAAUAAUGAGGUUGUUGUGACCGCCUAUGACCACAAAACGUCGCACGAUGGGGCUGAUAAUGGAGGCAAUGCAGCUUUCCUGCAACUGCAGCAAGGAGACCACGUGUACAUGAGGAUGGGUGCGAACAGUCAUGUCUGGCAGGACAAUCACAUCACCACUUUCAGUGGCGUUCUUCUGCGUCCACUCUGACAUAAAUUAUAUAAGUUAUGCUAUGAUAUGCUGAACGUUAAGCUUUUUAAGAAAUUUCUUGUCUCCAAGCUAAAUUUUCUGUGUUGAUAACCCUUGAGUCAUUUAUUGUAUGUGCACGUCGGAGUUAAUCAAGAAGUCAAAUUGUACAAUUUCUUUUUUUUACUUCUGAUUUUCAGUCGCAAUUCUGACAUUUUAAAGAACGGUGGAGAAAACAAAAGAAUGUCUAUAACAUAUUUAUUAGAAGAAUAUGUAAAUGGA